AUGGUCUCGGUUUCCGUCGCCGACGAGCUCGCGAUCGCGCUGAAGGCGUCUCGCGAGGCGCUCGCGGAGAAAGACGCGGAGCUCUCGAGGACGAGGAGGGAGUUCUCGGGCUCCGAGGCGAAACGAGCGAAGCUCGCCGCGGAGCUGGAAGCGACGAAGACGCGGCUGGAGACCGUGCUAGAGCUGCACCCGACGAAGAUCGACGGUAACAUCGCGUGCGCGAUCUUCUCCCACCUCCCCCUCCCGAAAGAUCGCGUCGCGCUCGCCGCCGUGAGCAAGGUGUUCAAGGACGCGGAGAAGGCGGACGCGUCUUUGCCGGACUGCGGGGUGUCUGAGCUCCUUCAGCCGCACAUAGAGAAGUCGACGUACAGAGGGUACAGAGAGGCGUUCAAGUACUGGCGCUACUGGUACGAAAGGGCUGCCGAACAGGGAAAUGCGGACGCCUUGUGCAUGAUGGGAGACAUAAAGUCACGCGAGCGUGAGCCAGACAACUUAAAAGAGGCGUGCGAGUUUUACCGCAAAGCGGUGGAGAAGGGUCACGCCGGAGCCAUGAUCAAACUCGGUCAUCUCUACGUGAGGUACAAUAAUGAACUAGGAAGAAGCCGUGAAGAAGUCGUAGAACUAUGGCAAAGAGCGGCAGAAAUGGGUGACGGGAAAGGCAUGUUCUAUCGCGGAUGGCUCUACGAAAAGGGCUGCGGCGUGGAAAAAAACACGCAGACGGCGAUCAGGUGGUACCGCGCCGCCGCGAAGUUAGGCCGUGCGUCCGGAUGUGACGCACUUCGACGACUCGGGGUCGCGCUGACCGACGAGGCGUGA
Messenger RNA from Micromonas pusilla CCMP1545, 816 nucleotides. RefSeq lists its product as uncharacterized. Lineage: Eukaryota; Viridiplantae; Chlorophyta; Mamiellophyceae; Mamiellales; Mamiellaceae. The transcript has a single exon. Gene Ontology annotation, molecular function: protein binding. The record is from RefSeq and is a predicted model, not a curated record. Bases 1 to 816 code for a protein of 271 amino acids.